ACGACCGUUAGGCAAACACAUUCCUUUGUAAGUAUAAGCAUGCUGAUCCUUACGCUCGACCAGGAAAUGCUCACUUUACAAGCUUCGUUUCUAACUUUAUGUCUGUCUGUCUGUCUGGCAACACAACAGCUUCCCUGUAUGUUGUUGUAAAGUCUUGUCAGUGUGGAUCCUCGGCAUGCCUGAGCACUGAGUACUGACCGCUGAGCCUCCAAGACUUGAUGGACACGCCGGUUUGAAGCAUUUCCCCUCAAAUUUCUGUUCCAUGCCUGAUCUCUGUGUUGCCACCUCAGAGGCUAAAUUCCAGGAUGUGCUAUCUGUACCUGCACCAUUCUCAAUUGCUCCUUCUGGCAGUCUUUCCGUCGCUACACUACUGCUUCUAAACCUGCAUACAGUGUUACAAAAUGACGCCUCUGCCACUAGAAUUUUCUUUUCCAAAAAGUCCCCUUUGCUUGAGUUGCCCAUAGAUUUUGUUUCAUGGCCUGUCCCACCAUUUCAAACAGCCUCGUCCCUUCGCGAUCGUGCCAGUGGUGCAUUUCAAGACGGAGAUAAAUCAGUGAUCCAUCCUUCGUUCCCUGAUGACCCGCUUCCUAUGUGGGUUGUGUCGUACUGGGUUGCCAUGUCGCAUGCUCUCGAGAAUCAGCGUGAUUGGCGUACCUCAUAUGACUGGGUCUUGGACCGACUCGAUGUUGUUCCAGCCAAUGGACAAGAGUUGGAAAUUGUUGAUGAUGUGCUAGAUGUCUGAGAGAGUCUUCCGUGGGAUGCCGCUCUCAAGGGAUUCGGUGCUCACACAAAUCUGAGGACUACCGAGCUCCGACCCCUGUUGGCAUCCUGCUCGAUUCAUGGACGUCUUUUGGACACCAUGAUUGCUGCAGUGGUUGAAGACCUCCAGUCUGUUUCUAUUGAAGACCCCCAGUCCGUUUCUGUUGAACCUCUUGACUUUGCAGAUAUCCUUCGGCUCAAUGAGACACGGUGGAAGAACUAUGAGACGGACCGGGCUUUUGUUCACCUUCGCACCAUUGGCUCUGCAUUGCAUGACGGCACAAUUAAUCGUGUUCUCUUCCCCAUCAAUAUCGACAAUGUUCACUGGGCUGCUAUCGAG
Messenger RNA from Suillus subalutaceus, 1099 nucleotides. RefSeq lists its product as uncharacterized. NCBI's taxonomy places the organism in Eukaryota, Fungi, Basidiomycota, Agaricomycetes, Boletales, Suillaceae. The transcript has a single exon. The record is from RefSeq and is a predicted model, not a curated record. Bases 263 to 742 code for a protein of 159 amino acids.